Notechis scutatus (mainland tiger snake) is the source of this 754-nucleotide messenger RNA. Lineage: Eukaryota; Metazoa; Chordata; Lepidosauria; Squamata; Elapidae. The record is from RefSeq and is a predicted model, not a curated record.
GGAAGGGAUUUGAAGGUGGGAAUACACUUUUACGGCAAGGAGGAAGGAAAACGCUGUAGGCCAGGCAGAUCUCACCGCCCUGCCCCGAGUAGGUGGGUGGCUGGGUGGGUCUGGAUAGCAAGGGCUGCCAGUCCUUCUGCCCUUCCCGUUGGUCAGAGCACCUACCCCUCCCCUUGCCCUCUUUUCUCCCCCCCCCCCCCCACCCCCCCCCACAGCGCCUGGGGAGAAGCCUUCUUCAUCAUGUUGCAGACGGUCUCCAUCGGCUUCAUGGUGCAGCAUUUUGGGGGCCAGACCAGGCGGGGCCUGGCCUUCCUCUUCACCUACUUCGCCCUCCUGGCUCUCCUGCUCUCUCCGCUCACCCCAUCCGUGGUUGUGACUACCCUCCAGGUGUCCAACAUGCCCACUGCCACCACCAGCAGGCUCCUGCAAGCAGCCACCAACUACCGCAACGGCCACACCGGCCAGCUGUCAGCCAUCACAACCUUCCUGCUCUUCGCCGGGUCCCUGGCACGAAUCUUCACGUCCAUCGAGGAGACCGGAGACCUGCUGAUGGUGCUGACCUACGUGGUCUCCCUGGCUUGCCACAGCCUCAUCCUGGCACAGGUGCUCUACUACUGGAAGGCCACGGACCGUCUCAAGAAAGAGUAACCAGGUUGCUGCUGCUACUGACGCUACUGCUGCCCCCCCUUGCCAGGGGGCUCGAGGCCCGGAGAACACCCCCAAGGCCGGCGGCUUUUCCCCCCCCGCCGCCCCC